Salvia splendens (bonfire salvia) is the source of this 682-nucleotide messenger RNA. RefSeq names its product classical arabinogalactan protein 4. The coding region runs from base 51 to 425 and encodes 124 amino acids. NCBI's taxonomy places the organism in Eukaryota, Viridiplantae, Streptophyta, Magnoliopsida, Lamiales, Lamiaceae. The transcript has a single exon. The record is from RefSeq and is a predicted model, not a curated record.
UUUAAUUGCUCCCUUUGCCCAUCCUCAAACUCCACCUUCUCUCUCUACCAAUGGCUUCCUCAACACCACUCAACCUCUUCCUCAUCAUGGCCCUAAUUGCCACCUCAUCCAUGGCCCAAUCCCCCUCCGCCGCCCCAACCGUCUCCCCCACCGCCGCUCCAGUCGCGCCCCCCACCGCCACCCCUUCCCCUGCCCCAUCCACCCCUGCACCUACCCCAGCCCCUGUCGCCGCCCCCACCCCCUCCCCCGCCGCCGGAGAACCCUCCCCCGCCCCCACCCCGGGCGCCGCCGCACCGAUCUCCCCCGCUGCCGGGCCGGGGGCCGACCAGUCGCCGGCCGACGGCGGGAACAGCGGAUUCGUGAGCAGAGCUAGCUUCGGGGGCGCCGCCGUGGCGGCGGUGCUUGUGGCGGUGGCUUUGGCUUAGGGACUCCGCCACGUGGACGGCGUAGUUCUGUUUUGGAUGUUUGGUUAUUUAUUUGUCACUGUAAUUUUAUUUUUUUUGGUGUGUGGUUUGUUUAUUUGAUUUGUAGUGGGGAUAAUUUGUUUUGUUGUGAUUAUUAUUUGGGUGAUACUACACAUGGCUCUUGGAUUAUAGGUCGCGGACAUAUUUGUUAUCUAGCGGAGUCACAUGUACAUUGAUCAUCAGAUCCAUCCCUAAUAAAAUUUAUUAUUAUUCUUUUA